Molecule: messenger RNA, 804 nt
Organism: Adineta steineri
Lineage: Eukaryota; Metazoa; Rotifera; Eurotatoria; Adinetida; Adinetidae
Source: the annotation of a GenBank genome assembly
AUGCAACAAAGUGAGUAUCAACAAUUGUAUUCACGACAUCAAACAACUAGACGAGAACAUCAAAGAGAGCUGAUUGGACCACUACAACAGUUAAAUACUAACGUACAGCAAUCGUUAAUAGAUGCUAAAAACGCCUAUGAAAAAGCAAAAGAAAGUUAUCAUCAUGAAUUUAAUGUAUUAAAACGUGUUUUUACUCAUACAGCUUCUGAACAUGAAACACAAUUAGUUACACCUUUAAAAGAAAUUUAUCAUCAAGAAAAAGAUCUAGCUAACAAAGUUGUUAAACUACUCGAUGACACAACACUUGAAACAUCUCCUCUCGAAACACGUGAAUAUUGGAAUGGAUCUAUCGCUGUUGUAUACAACCCAAUAACUGGUCGCGCUGAAUGGAAAAAAUAUUGGCAUGGUGGAUGUCAUGGUGUAUUCAACCCAUUAACAGGUAUUAUUGAAUGGAAAGAGAUAUACCAUCAUGGUGUUUAUGGGGUCUUCAACCCUCGAUUGAAUACAAUUGAAUGGAAUCAAAAUUUCAAUGGAGGUAUACACGGGGUUUACAAUCCAACAACAGGUAUCGUUGAAUGGAAAUCAGCAUUUCAUGCGGGCGUGGGUGGCGCCUAUAAUUCUCUGACAAGACAAGUUGAAUGGAAAACAUGUUUCCAUGGUAGUGUUGUCGGUUAUUACGAUGAACAAACACAAACAGUUAAAUGGAUAGAAAAAUGGCAUCAUGGUCUUGCUCUUAUUUUAUGGAAUGCAAGUACUAAAACAUAUUCAACAACUGCCAGCUGUGGCUGGUUUGAUAAUGAAUAA